This is a messenger RNA of Aquila chrysaetos chrysaetos, 3259 nucleotides long. It is a transcript of the gene TWNK, whose product is annotated as twinkle mtDNA helicase. NCBI's taxonomy places the organism in Eukaryota, Metazoa, Chordata, Aves, Accipitriformes, Accipitridae. Gene Ontology annotation, molecular function: single-stranded DNA binding; 5'-3' DNA helicase activity; ATP binding. Bases 1 to 2274 code for a protein of 757 amino acids. The record is from RefSeq and is a predicted model, not a curated record. The transcript is spliced from 5 exons. Gene Ontology annotation, biological process: mitochondrial DNA replication. Gene Ontology annotation, cellular component: mitochondrion.
AUGGCACCGCCCUCACCCGGAACGGGAACCAGAACCGGAACCGCGCGGGGAGAAGGGAGCACCCGCUUCCGCCCGCCGCCCGGAAGUGACGCGCUGAGCGCGGCGGCGGCGGGGUCGGGCAAUGGCGGCGUCCGUGGAGCUCCACGUGAGGGGGGCGGCCUGAGCGGCGCCGGGCCGCGGGGCCGCCGAUGCCGGAUCGGCGGCGGCUACGGGCGGGUGCCGGGGCGGCCCGGGAGGAGGCGGAGGUGGAGGCGGAGGCGGAGCGCGGGCAGGAUGGCGGCGGUGCCCCUGCGGCCCUGCAGAGCCGCCGGCCGCCUCCUGCCGCUGCUGUGCGGGGGGGCGAGGAGCAAGGGAGCCUCUCUGAGGGCCGGGGCGCUGGGCCGCCUCACCCAGCGGCGCUACAAGAAGGACGUGCUGCCCUCCCCCGAGGGGCCCGUGCCCUCCGUCUCCAUCACCGAGAUCCGGCAGUACCUGCGGGCCCAGGGCAUCCCCUUCCACGACGGGUACAGCUGCCUGCACACCCCCAGCCUCUUCACCGACGGCCAGCAAGACCAGCCGCCGGCCACCAGCGCCCCUUACACGCUUUUCAUCGACAAGAUGACGGGCAGCUUCCUGUGCACGGCCACUCUGGCCGAGGGCACCUGGCAGGACUUCCAGGCCAACGUGGAGCUGCGGCACCGCGGCGUUCCCACCACUGGCGCGGAGGAAGCGGAGAAGGACGCGCGACGGGCUUGCGAGGACGCCCGCUGCAUCUGGGACCGGGCGCUGCCGCUCUGGGAGCUGCUGGACGAGGACGAGACCAACGAGACCAAGGCCAUGUUCGGUAUCUCCCUGGUGACGGACGCCACCCUGAAACGCUUUGGGGUGCGUUACCUGAGGACUGCCAAGUCCCUCGUCUUCCCCUGGUUCAGUCCCCGCGAUGCGACGCUGAAGGGCCUGAAGCUCUUGAGGGUGGAGAAGAAGGGGGAUGCGAUCGCUUACGUGGAAGAGACUUUACCCCGCUUCGAUUCCUACCGCAAUCUCUUUGGGCUGCCCCUGAUCGGCCGCCGAGACACAGAGCUGGUCUUAACUGGGUGGGAGCUGGAUGCCCUGGCCCUGCACCAAGCUACAGGGGUGGCCAGCCUGGCCCUGCCGCGGGGGGCCACCUGCCUGCCCCCUGCCCUCCUCCCUUACCUGGAGCAGUUCAAGCGCAUCACGCUGUGGUUGGGCGAGGACCUGCGCUCCUGGGAAGCCGCCAAGCUCUUUGCCCGCAAGCUGAGCCUCAAGCGUUGCUCCCUGGUGCGCCCCGGCAACCUGCAGCCCCGGCCCUUGGAGGCUCUGAACCAGGGCCUGAACCUCACCAAGAUCCUGCGUACUGCCCUGCCCGCCAGCCACAAAUCCAUCGUCUCCUUCCGGCAGCUGCGUGAGGAGGUGUUUGGGGAGCUGGUCAACACUGAGCAGGUGGCUGGCGUCAAGUGGGCGCGCUUCCCUGAGCUCAAUAAGCUCCUCAAAGGACACCGCAGAGGGGAGCUCACCAUCUUCACAGGCCCGACAGGCAGCGGGAAGACGACCUUUAUCAGUGAGUACGCGCUGGACUUGUGCAUGCAGGGGGUGUGCACGCUGUGGGGCAGCUUCGAGAUCAGCAACAUCCGCCUGGCCAAGAUCAUGCUGACGCAGUUCGCUUUGCAGCGCCUGGAGGACCAGCUGGAGCUGUAUGACGAGUGGGCUGACCGCUUCGAGGACCUCCCACUCUACUUCAUGACCUUCCAUGGCCAGCAGAACAUCAAGACGGUGAUUGACACCAUGCAGCAUGCCGUCUACAUGUAUGACAUCACCCACGUGGUCGUCGACAACCUCCAGUUCAUGAUGGGACACGAGCAUCUCUCUGCGGACAGGCUCGCUGCCCAGGACUACAUUGUUGGUGCCUUCCGCAAGUUCGCCACAGACAACACCUGCCACAUCACACUGGUCAUCCAUCCCCGCAAGGAGGAUGAUGAGAAGGAGCUGCAGACGGCCUCCAUCUUUGGCUCUGCCAAGGCCAGCCAGGAGGCCGACAAUGUCCUCAUCCUGCAGGACCGUAAGCUGGUGACAGGGCCAGGGAAGCGCUACCUGCAGGUGUCCAAGAACCGCUUCGAUGGGGACGUGGGUGUCUUCCCCUUGGAGUUCAGCAAGGCCUCACUCACCUUCUCGUCCUCCGGCAAAAGCAAAGUCAAGCUGAAGAAGAUGAAGGAGGAGAAGGCGCUUUUAGCCAAGAAAGCUCCAGAGGGAUGCUUGGGAGACUCUAAGAAGCCAUGAGCCUGACAGGUCUCUUCUUCGGUCCAUCUGGAGGGACGGGGACUGGUGCUGGGAGCAUGGGGCUGGGGUACGCCAGCCCCUCUCCCCCCGGAGCAGCAGCCAUGUGCUGCUGUGGCCCUUUCUCCUCCUGCAUGAACAAGCCUCUUGGCCGCCAGCAUGGUGUACCUGAGAUGUGGGGCCACCGUGAGAGGAGGAGUGGGCUCGUCCAAGAGAAGAGCUGCCAGGGGAGGGUGCUUUGGCAAACGCUGGCCACUCCGUACUGGUGCUGAGUGCCGGGAGCACGGGGUGGGGGGAGUAGAGUCAGUGUGGGCUGUGUGACGGGGGGCAGUGACCUUCAGCCCUGAGACUUGGGGAGCUCUGGACCUGGGGUAGGUUGUUAAAUGGUGGCUAAAAUGGAGCCAAAAUCCUGGGCUGUGACUGGUGGGAGGGACUGUGUGGGGGGACUGUGCAGAGGUACACAUGGUGGGAACCCCCACGACACGGGUGGGGGUCUCUGAGCUCAAUCCUGGCUGGGAUGGAGCCAGUGAGGGGAAGGCGGUGCAGGGAAGCGUGGGAGAUUGUGGAUGGCUCUUUUCCCGGAGCUGUGUGCUGCCCGUGGGAUGUGGUGGGAGGAUGGGAGCUGGACCCCCGUGGCAUCACUGCUCGCAGCAGGUUAAAGGCAGCAGCGCUGGCGUCCUCCUGUGCUGGCGGGUGCGACGUGGCACUCGCCAGGUCGGCUAAUGCCUGACCCAGCCCCCUUUGCUCAGGGUCUCCCCCAGCCCCUUUCUCUGGGAGGCAUCACCAGCAGUAAAACCUCAGGGGGAGCAGCCCUACCUUGCAAUACUGGGCUGGGGGGGAGGCCACCCCCAUGCCCUCCAGGCUCUGGGCAGCAAAUACUGUGACCUGGCCAGUCCUCGCCGUGGUAGGACGAGUCCACGGCCGGAUCUUGGUCUAAUCCCUUUGUUGUUUUUUUUCCCUUCCUACUUUUAUUAAAGCAUAAAUGUGA